GAGGAGAAAGAAAGGAAGAGAGGGAGAUUGAUCAUUUGAACGUCCUGGGCCUUGCGAUCCUUUGAGAAACACAAUUUCUACUACAUCCAAAAACGUCGCUUUUUGAAAUACGCACAUUUUUGCGGACUUAAAGCUUGAGGCUUGUUGUUCUUUUCUUGUUUCUUUUUUUUUGGGUUAUUCCCACCCAGGAGACGUGCCAUCGCCACCACCAGCAGCAGCAGUAGCAGCAGCAGCAGCAGCAGCAGAGGAAUAUCUCCCAAUAUCCCAUCCCGGGCACGUCGGAUAAGCUGCAGCAGCGAAAACACGAGGCGAAUAUUGCGGUGGACGGGAACGGGAACAUGCUCCGUGGGAUUUCGCACCUCUCACCCUGGCAGGGAGGCAGUUUGGGCUUGUUAUGGGGGUGACCGGAAGGAGAGAGUGACAGAGGAACAGUGAUGCUACUGUUUACAUAACGAGAGACUCACACACACACAUACACACACACACAGACACACAUACACGCACACAUGCUCAAAUCGCCAGUCCAGGACGUACACACUCGCUUAAACACUUCCACACAUACACACGCAUACAGACACGUAUUCAAGGGACUCGCUGACUGAGUCACCACACACUCAGAGGCACAGAAUCACUGACUCACACACAGGACCAAACACACGCACAGACAGACAGACACACACACACACACACACACACACACACACACACACACAAAAGCAAAAGGUUGUUUGCAAGAGUCAGGACUGUGUGUUGUAUGUGCUAUGGGCCAAGCUGAGCAGCAGCUGUGUGUGAGUGUUGGAUACCUCUGAAGGGUCAGCACAGCCGCAACCCUCGCCCUCCCCAACCCUUCCUCCUCCCUUCCCAUCCCUCAUCUCCCAGGUACCCCUAAACGCACCAUCAUGUCCGAGCUGAGGACCAGGAGAACUCCCCUGUCCCCUCUCCCAACCUUCUCCUCCCCGUUCGGGUUUCUAUCCCUCCUUCUUUCCCUCUGCCUCUCCCUUUCUCUCUACCCGGCCUCCUUAUCAGCACAGCAGACUGUGCCUGUCAUCUCCACGGUGCAGGGCCGCAUCCGGGGUAUCCUGACCCCGCUGCCCUCUGACCUCCUGGGACCAGUCAUCCAGUACCUGGGAGUACCGUACGCCAGGCCUCCAACGGGGGACCGGCGCUUCCAGCCGCCUGAGCCUCCUCUGCCCUGGCCGGGAAUACGAAAUGUGACGCAGUUUGCUCCAGUGUGUCCACAGUCGCUGGAUGAGAGGAGCAUGCUGGGAGACAUGAUGCCGUCCUGGCUCACGGCUAACCUGGAUAUAGCGGCGACGUACCUUACUCACCAAAGUGAGGAUUGUCUCUACCUCAAUAUCUACGUGCCCACCGAGGAAGACAUUCAUGAGGAGGGGGGUCAGCGGCCAGUGAUGGUCUACGUCCACGGGGGCUCGUACACAGAAGGCACUGGCAAUAUGAUGGAUGGCAGCGUACUGGCAAGCUACGGCAACGUCAUUGUCAUAACCCUCAACUAUCGCCUAGGAGUACUGGGAUUUCUUAGUACAGGUGACCAGGCGGCAAAAGGGAACUACGGCUUGCUGGAUCAGAUCCAGGCCCUGCGCUGGGUGAAGGAGAACAUCGGAGCCUUCGGAGGAGACCCAAGCAGGGUCACAGUGUUUGGAUCCGGGGCUGGGGCCUCGUGCGUCAGCCUGCUCACCUUGUCUCACUACUCGGAGGACCUGUUUCACAGAGCCAUCAUCCAGAGCGGCAGCGCUUUAGCCAGUUGGGCUGUCAACUACCAGCCCAGCAAGUAUGCCCGGCAGCUUGGUGAGAGGGUGGGCUGCGGCAUCGACGACAGCACCCAACUGGUCGCUUGCCUCCAGGGCCGGAGUUACCGCGAGCUUGUGGAGCAGAACAUAACGCCAGCCAAAUAUCACACGGCUUUUGCCCCGGUGAUUGAUGGUGAUGUUAUACCUGAUGACCCCCAGAUUCUGAUGGAGCAAGGAGAGUUUCUGAACUACGACGUGAUGCUGGGGGUUAAUCAGGGUGAGGGCGUGAAGUUUGUGGAGGGCAUUGUGGACUCUGAGGACGGUGUCACGGCUGAGGACUUUGACUUUGCAGUGUCAGACUUUGUGGAUAGUUUAUAUGGAUACCCAGAAGGUCGAGACACGCUGAGAGAGAGCAUCAGGUUUAUGUACACGGACUGGGCGGACCGUGACAAUGCAGAAACACGGCGGAAGACUCUGGUAGCGCUAUUCACAGACCACCAAUGGGUGGCGCCGGCAAUCGCCACAGCUGACCUCCACGCUCAGUAUGGAUCCCCCACCUACUUCUACUCCUUUUACCACCACUGCCAGAGUGAUGCCACGCCACCCUGGGCUGACUCCGCCCAUGGUGACGAGGUGCCCUACGUGUUCGGCGUGCCCAUGGUGGGGCCCACUGAUCUGUUCAACUGUAACUUCUCCAAAAACGACGUGAUGCUGAGCGCUGUUGUCAUGACUUACUGGACCAACUUUGCCAAGACUGGUGACCCAAACCAGCCAGUUCCUCAAGAUACCAAGUUCAUCCACACUAAACCAAACCGUUUUGAAGAAGUGGCCUGGUCUAAGUACACCCCUAAAGAGCAGCUGUACCUCCACAUUGGCCUGAAGCCCCGAGUCAGAGACCACUACCGUGCCACCAAAAUCUCCUUCUGGCUCCAGCUGGUUCCUCACUUGCAUCACGUCAACGAGCUCCUCCAGUCGGUGUCCUCCUUCACCCAUAGUCCCUCUCCACAGGAUGACACUCCUUAUUCUUACACCAAGCGUCUAGCCAAAGGUUGGCCGCCUAGCAGCACACGCCAUCCAGGUCAACAAGGAGGUACUCCACAGCCCCCGGAGCCUGCUUUGGGCCAAGGUGGAGGGGAGGAGGGGGUCCGUGUUCCCAAUGAGGACUAUUCAACUGAACUCUCAGUGACCAUUGCGGUGGGAGCUUCACUUUUGUUUCUUAACAUCCUCGCAUUCGCGGCUUUGCUGUACAAGAAAGACAAGAGGCGUCUGGAGCACCGUCGGCCACGUCCGCUUCCUCCCCCGAGACGAGACAUCACACCGGCAGAUGUCGCCGCCCACCUGCAGGGGGAGGGACUGAUGUCAUUACAGGUGAAGCAGCUGGAGUGUGAUGCUGCAUCAGCAGACGAGAGAAACAACACUCACCACCAUCACACUCUGGAUACACUGGACGCCCUGGACGGCUUGGACACCCAGGACAUCUACAGCACGCUGGACACGGUGCGCCUGACCUGCCCACCCGAUUACACCCUCACCUUGCGCCGCUCGCCUGACGACGUCCCCCUCAUGACGUCUCUGACCCCAGGAUCACUGCCUGUGACUCCUGGGUCACACCCUGUCACCCCUGCGACGCCGAUGACCCCCAUGACGCCUGGAUCAGUGGUGGGGAUGAGGAUGGGGCAUCCGCACCAGGGAUACACACACCAUAGCCCAUAUAGUAAUACACACUUGCCACACACACACAUCUCCACGCACACACACUCCACCACGCGUGUAUAACCGCAGCAAGAUACUUGCACACACAGGGACAUAAUUACAACACACACACACACACGCAUACUAACAUACACACAAACACACACACACACACACACAUACACACACACACACACACACACAUAAAACAAGAGACUUAAAUACCUCUACUAAUUACCCUGCAGGAUUGUUACAGACGGAGUGACAGAGAGACAUUUUCAGUAACAGGAUGAAAAGACAGACAGCUGUGUGUUGCAUGUCGGGGAACUGAAGACAAACUGGAUCCCGGGAGAUGCAGUUCUAUGCAUCAUUCGCUCUUAACCUUGAACGAGACGUGCCAAGACAUCCAUCAAAUGUCUCAAAAACCUGCUUUGGAUAUUAAAUCUUCUGCUUUUUCUACACCUGAGGAGGAAGAGGAGGAGCGCUGUGGCAAAAGGGUCAGUUAUGGAUCAGUUUACAUCUCCUACUGUACCUGUGCUGCACAGCGAAGCAGUGCUGAGACUGAGCAGAGCAGAUGCAGACACAGAACUGAGCUAAGAAGUACCACACACACACAGACUGCUGAAGUCAACUUGAACAACCUGUGAAAUGUGAAUGUAGCAUUUUUUCCAUUAAAAGAUCAAAGGCCCUAUCUGCCAAGGAUCAAACUAAGCUGAGGAGGAAAAAAAAACAAA
Molecule: messenger RNA, 4174 nt
Organism: Epinephelus fuscoguttatus (brown-marbled grouper)
Lineage: Eukaryota; Metazoa; Chordata; Actinopteri; Perciformes; Serranidae
Product: neuroligin-4, X-linked-like
Exons: 9
Coding region: 900-3524 (874 amino acids)
Biological process (GO): neuron cell-cell adhesion; chemical synaptic transmission; modulation of chemical synaptic transmission
Cellular component (GO): synapse; postsynaptic specialization membrane; cell surface
Molecular function (GO): signaling receptor activity; neurexin family protein binding
Source: RefSeq, a predicted model, not a curated record